Macrosteles quadrilineatus (aster leafhopper) is the source of this 822-nucleotide messenger RNA. Its product is annotated as peptidoglycan-recognition protein SB2-like. Gene Ontology annotation, biological process: peptidoglycan catabolic process. The record is from RefSeq and is a predicted model, not a curated record. NCBI's taxonomy places the organism in Eukaryota, Metazoa, Arthropoda, Insecta, Hemiptera, Cicadellidae. Gene Ontology annotation, molecular function: N-acetylmuramoyl-L-alanine amidase activity; zinc ion binding. The transcript has 4 exons. Bases 190 to 741 code for a protein of 183 amino acids.
GAGUUAAGGAAUCUCGAGGGUGGUGAAUGGUUGACGUUUCAACCAACGCAAAAUUCUAACAUUACACAAUGACACUUUUAUUACAAGAUUACAUACCUUGGUACAGUCAUUCUUCUCCGUAAACGUUAUGUGAGUUGUUUCAAAACAGUCCAAUUAGUCUCAUCUGUUUCAAAAAUUUACUAACUUACAAUGGGGGCCCAACAUUCCGGUCAUAAAGGACUUCCAAAACUGGAACCUCUACCUGCCCCUUAUGAUCCAUCCAAGAUCAUCACCCGGGACCAGUGGGGCGCAGUCCCCGGGCAGGUGGAACGUUUUGCUCCCCUGAAACAUCCCCUGAAGAAGGUUAGGGUGGUUUACACACACACUGACCCUUGCUACAACGUCAACCAGUGCAGCAGGAUUUUAAGGGAGCUGCAGGAAGACCAUAUGUGGGUGGGAUGUCCUGAUAUAAUGCACAAUUUCCUCGUAGGUGCAGACGGUAACAUAUAUGAGGGUCGAGGGUGGGACCAUGAAAGUUGUGCAAUGCAAGGACAGUGGGUGCUCAAGGGUCGAACACUCGAUAUAGGCUUCAUAGGACCUUACUUGGAGAUGGAUGUACCAGAAAAUAUGAUUAAGACGGCAAAAACGAUAGUGUUGUACGGGAUAAAACAUAAGUAUUUAACAGAAGACGUCCAAACUGGAACAGUAGACCACUUGGGAGACAAAGAAGAAGAAGAAGAAGAAGAAGAAGAUAAGCUAUGACACCAUUGCGUGGCGUUUGACUGUAGAUGUCAACAUUAAAAGGGUCAAAUUGAAAUACAUCACAUGAACAUUUCUUAAGAA